AUGGAAAGUGACGUGUUGAUUUGAAGAUGUAAAUUUAAUAAACAUUUAAGAAAACUGUUCCAAAAACUAUACUAAAAUGGCAUUACCAAAUAAUGGAAUUUUCGUCAUUAAAGGCGAAAUGACCACCUUAAUGACUGCCAUUAAAAGGGGAGUAAGAUGGCAAUCGCAUUCUUAUCAAGAUGAAGAAACUGAUAACCUACUGAAAGGCUUUCAAGAGCUAAAGGAAAUCCUCACUAGAAUUGACGAUUUGAGGCUCAUUGAACCUGAUGUUUAUCUCUCUCCUUUCCUUGAAGUUGUUAGAUGUGAAGACACUAGCGGACCAGUAACAAGCCUAGCACUUGCUGCGAUCAACAAGUUCUUAUCAUACGGAUUGAUUGAUCCUACCCAUGCCAGUGUUCCUCACACCGUGUUCAAUAUAGCCGAUGCAGUUACGCAUGCCAGAUUCAUUGGAACUGAUCAGUCAUCUGAUGGGGUUGUUCUGAUGAGGAUCCUUCAGGUUUUAAGAACAUUGACUUUGGCACCAGAAGGUGCGAUGCUGACCAAUGAAAGCUUGUGUGAAAUUAUGCUCAGUUGCUUUAGGAUAUGCUUUGAGGGUAGAAUACAUGAACUGCUCAAGAAAACUGCUGAACAUUACCUGAAAGAUAUGGUUCAGUUGGUGUUUAUGAGAUUGCCACAGUUUUCUGACGACAUCAGAGCUGCAGGAGUUAAGCAACUAAAAAUGCGUGCUGGAAUAGAACAGAGCAGAGCUAAGAAAAGAAGUCGGCAUUCUUUUAGAAAGAAAAGUUACUCUGAUGAUAAAGAUGCUAAUGAAGAGACGCCAGUUCGACCUGGAAAUUCACAGAAUAAUUCAGACUCUAUUACAAGAAAUUUGGUUGAAAUGCAAGAACACAUUCUUCAACACAAUAAUGACAUGAAUUCAACGGCAGAUUCUGGUAAUGAAGAUAAGGAUAAUGAUGGUGUGGGUAAUAAUGUAGAAGCAGAUCCAGAUCUAGCAAGUAUUGCUGAAGAACAACUCAUGGAUCAGCAGGAUCUGGCACCUUUGCUAGCAGAAACUGAUUCAAUUCAAGAGUUGCUGACAGAUACAAAUCCAAUCAACAGAGAUGUUUCAACGGCAGAUGGGCAAUGUAUUUCACAAAGUGAUGUAUCUGCAGAGUAUGUAAACCAAAGAGGAAUACGGUUUACGCCUCAGCUCCAAGCAGACUUUGUUUUACAACCGUAUGGUUUAGCUUGUGUUAGAGAGCUCUUUAGAUUUUUGAUUAGCUUAUGCAAUCCCAACGAUAAGCAGAAUACUGAUGUGAUGAUACAUAUUGGUCUAACUCUUCUAACUGUUGCAUUUGAGGUCGGAGCUGACAGCAUAGGAAAGCAUGCCCCAUUGCUGUCUCUUGUAAAAGACGAAUUGUGUAGGAAUUUGUUUUCUCUUUUAACGUCUGAACGAAUAUCUAUAUUUUCUGCCGACCUGCAAGUUUCCUUUUUAAUGUUUGAAUCUUUAAGAAGACAUUUGAAAUUUCAAAUGGAAAAAUACCUCACGAAACUUACAGAUAUAAUUGUUACGGAAAAUCAAAAAGUAACAUACGAACAUAAAGAAGUAUCACUUGAUAAUAUUUUGCAACUGUGGAGAAUACCUGGCUUUGUAAAUGAGCUCUAUCUUAAUUAUGACUCUGAUAUGUAUUGUACAAAUUUAUAUGAAGAUUUGACGAAACUCUUGGCCAAAAACGUGUUUUCUGCAACAAAUGGAGUUUGGCACACUCAUCUGCUAUCAUUAGAUGCACUAGUAACCGUCACUGAAGGGAUAGAAAUACAUUGUUCAGAAUCCAAAUCUCUUAAUAUUUCCAAAGAAAUCCGCACAGUCACCGAAAGCAGUGAAAAACUGGAGACUAUUGGUAACAUUAUUACUAAGAAUUCUCGAGUGAAAUAUGCCCUGCAUAAUCCGCCGCUGGAAGAUUUGAUGAAAAGAAAAGCUAUUAAAAAGUGGCUGCCACAAGGAACUGAACAUUUUAAUGCGAAACCGAAAAAGGGAAUUCAGUUUUUCCACGAACAUGGGGUUUUGAAAUCAGAUUCCGAUCCUCAAGAAAUCGCCUUAUUUUUAAGAGAAAAUCCUGCUUUAGAUAAGAAAAUGAUUGGUGAGUAUGUCAGUAACCGGAACAAUCUCAUCAUCUUGGAAGCUUUUGUGAAAACGUUCAAUUUUUCGGGUGUACGGAUUGAUGAGGCAUUGAGAACAUUCCUUGAAACGUUCAGAUUACCUGGGGAAGCACCGACUAUUUCUCUGAUAUUGGAACAAUUUGCGGAACAUUGGCAUAAAAGCAACGGGGAACCAUUCAGUGAUGUAGAUUCCGCUUUUACUUUGGCCUACGCCAUUAUAAUGCUAAAUGUUGAUCAGCACAAUCAGAAUGCGAAAAAACAGGCAAUACCAAUGUCAGAUUCUGCCUUUAAGAAGAACCUGCAAGGAGUCAAUGGGGGAAAUGAUUUUGAAGAGAAAAUGUUGGAUGAAAUAUAUGCGGCAAUAAAAAAUGACGAAAUCGUUAUGCCAUCAGAACAUGGAGGCUUAAUACGAGAAAACUAUCUUUGGAAAAUUUUGCUGAAGAAAAGCGCCUCAAAAGAAGGCGAAUAUUAUCAUAUUCCGCCAGGAACAUACGACUCUGAAUUAUUCCGAGUAAUCUAUGAGCCUCUGGUGUCAGCGUUGAGCUUCAUUUUUGAACAGUCUGAAGAUAUUGCCAUAUAUAAACAUGUUAUGAGCGGUUUUGAAAAAUGUGCUUUAGUUUCGGCGCAUUUUGGCAUGACAGAGAACUUGGAUAAGUUGAUAAUAUCAUUGUGUAAAUUCACGGUAUUCUACAAUCAAAGGAGGCAGAAUAACAUUACUGUUCUGUUUGGAUCAAAUCAAAAGGCUCAACUUGCUUUGAAAUCUGUUUUUAAUUUGGUGCAUCUGUAUGGAGAUAACGUAAGGGAUGGCUGGAAACAUAUAUUUGAUAUAAUUCUCUCGUUGUAUAGCAAUAGUUUAUUGCCGAAAAGUUACAUUGAACCAGAAGAUUUUAUAGAUCAAAGGGGACGCAUAAUAUUAACCUAUGAAGAAACUCCAAGUCUACAAAAGCAAGAUACAAGUCUAUUUAGUUCCUUAUACUCCUACAUGGUAUCUGCCGAGAAUCUAUCGAAGAUUCCUUCUCCUGAAGAACAACAGUACAUCGAUAUGGCCAAUAAUUGCAUCAAAGACUGUAAUCUGGAUCAACUGAUAACAGACUCGAAGUUUUUGCAUGAAGAAGCUUUGUUGGAAUUAGCAAAAUCCCUCAUUGAACUAUCCCGAGGACCAGACGUCCAAAAGAGUUUAGGAUAUCAUUAUAAUGAAAAUGUUGCCGUGUUUUUUAUGGAGCUUCUAUUUAAAAUAGUGAUCCAAAAUAGAGAUCGAGUUAUGAGCAUUUGGCAUCCAGUCCGUGAUCACAUUUACACAUUGGUCAUGAACGCUGCUGUUUUCGACUAUCAGUUUCUCUUAGAACGAUCAGUAAUAGGACUGUUAAGAAUCGCAAUUCGACUUAUGCGAAAUGAAGACAUGUGCCCCGUGGUAAUCCAAAGUUUAAGAAUGCUGCUACUAUUGAAAAGUUCCACGUUAUGUAGAAUAUCAAGGCAGAUCUCAUUUGGACUGUAUGAGCUGCUGAAAACAUCAGCCCAAAAUAUUCAUACCAGUACGGACUGGACGAUUAUUUUUACAUUGCUGGAAUGUGUAGGUGCAGGAGCUCAGCCUCCUAAGCCAGUUGCUGAAGAAGGAGCCGCUCAUGUAGAUCCAGGCACAAAGUCAGAGGGAGAAACUCAAGUUAAUAGUGAUGAAGAAAGCGUGGUUUCAGACCGAGGAUAUACAUCAGAUUCAGAAUUAACGAAGACUCCGAAACAUUCAAAUCCUAGAGCACAAAGUCCAUUAAUUGUGCCUACUUCACCAGUGGGUACUCCUAAUACUGGUGGUUGGAUUUUGGUCGGGAAUGAAGGCGAAAUUCAGCCAGUUAUGGGCAGAACUGUUCCACCCACCCAAUAUGGUAUUGCAUUGGAAGGAAAUUUAGGUGCUCACGAUCCAGCCAGUUUGAUCAAAUGCUGUGAAAGUUUAGCAUUUCUAGUUAGAGACGUCGCACAUAUUACGCCAUAUAACUUUGAUAUUUGCGUCCAUUGCAUACGAACGUUUGUUGAAGCUAGUCUACAGGAAGCGAAAAAAGCGGGCAAAAAAUCGACUGGUAAUAGAGAUGCUCGAGAUCCGAGAACCAGAAGAAAAAUAGUGUCUAGGAAACGAACUGAGGCGAAAAACUCGAAAAGUCCAGCAACUAGUCCUGAUGAAGAGAGCAGUGAGGAUGAUUUUCCCAGUGGCUAUCAUCAUUUGCUUUUGGAUCUCAUGCAUACUCUUCACACACGAACGGCCCAGAUUUUCAAAUGGUGGGCAGAAGAAGGUGGAGAAAUUGCUCAGGAAAUCUCGUUAUGGACCCAAGGGUGGUGUCCGCUCUUGCAGGGUAUUGCCAGGAUGUGUUGUGAUCGAAGAGAGGAGGUUCGGAUAAGUGCCAUAGCAUUCCUGCAACGUGCUUUAUUAGUACACGAUUUGCAAACAUUGAACGGUCCGGAAUGGGAACAGUGUUUCCAUCGAGUAUUGUUUCCUCUGCUUAACUACUUAUUGCAACCGAUCAAUGCGAAAGAACCAAUUGCUAUGGCUGAAUUUCGAAAUAGAGCUGCAACUGUGUUGUCUAAGGUUUUCCUGCAUCACCUUACUCCACUUCUGUCUCUACCAACAUUUCCGAGUCUUUGGUCUCAUAUUCUGGAUUACAUGGACAGAUAUAUGCAUGCGGAUAAAAGUGAUAUUUUAGUUGAGGCUAUUCCCGAACUCUUAAAGAACAUGCUUCUGGUAAUGAAUUCUGCCAAAACGUUUGAUGGGCCAGAUGGAAAGAAUCCCUUGUGGCAUUUAACUUGGGAUAGAAUCGGCAGGUUUUUGCCAACUUUAAAAGAUGAACUUUUCAAAGAACCUGAAGAUGAGCAUGCUGCGACGAUGAGUCCUACUCAGGACCUUCAUAAUAGCAAGGCAAUAAAUCCCAUGCAACAUAACAUUGAAAAUUUAACCAGAUCUAGUAUCAUACUGCAACCGCCAGUUUCACAACAGCAGGUAUCUUCGCAUUUAUUUGCGCACUUAGGCCAGAUGGUUUCAACACCAAUAGGUUCAACCUAUUCAACACAGAUAUCACCAACUCCAAUAUCUACAUCAACCAUUCCGUCGGCUCUCAUUCCUUCAAUUAUGCAGACAAAUAGUGUAAAUUCGACCAUUUUACAGCCUACUUUACAACCGGGAAUGCCUUACAUGCCUAAUUUAUUGACUGGCAUUGCAGGCUUAAAUACAACACAAGGUCUCCCUCAACAUCAGUUGCAUCAUUCAUUUCCCGUUUUAUGUAAUAGUCCUACAGUAAUUCCAAACACCACCGCUACUGAAGUGCAGCCGCUUUCUUUAUAUGCCGAAUAUAUAGGAAAUCCUUAUAAUAUCCAAAGCACGGGUAACACUACAAGAACUGAUAAUAUAUUACCGCCCAAAUCGGAAAACAUGGGAGUUACACUUCCUUCUUCGUUAGAAGAUAAUUUGCCAAUAGCAGAGGUGAAGCACAGUGAGGGAGUUAAACAUCACAUUAUAUCUGGUUGUAGCAGUGAAGCCUCAAUUAAUCUUAUUCAAAGCAAUGAGCAAAGUAAUGGUAAUUUACCUCAACCCGCAGUGGAAGACCAAUUGAACAUUACUAGAACAACAGAGAUAUCUAUGCCUGGUGCAAGUAGCGCAAACUUUUUUCAGUCCUCAAACUAUUUUAGUAGCUCUGAAUCCGCCUUUAUGCCGGUCGGAAGCGAAAUUUUAUUUGGAAUAGGAAAGCGGACCGAGGGUGAUAAAGUAAGUACGAGUGAAACAAGCUCUUCGAUAGGCACAAACGUUUGACAUGGAGUUUCGGUAAUUUAAAAUUUAAUAGUCAAGAGUUAUUAAUCGAAACGUUUUAUUGCAUAUUAAUUUGAAUCAGUUUCAUAUCUAAUUACCAAUCAACAAAAAUAGAACGUCGAUGAUGAAGGAAGAACUUUUUAAAAACAUUUAGAUUUUUAUUUAUCAAGUAAGAAAUAUUUAAUAGGUAGGUACUAUUUCAAUAUUGCUUGCAAUCAUUUGACAAAUAUUAAAAUUAUUAUUAAAGAAGGAAAAAGGAAAUUGUCAAAUUUCCAGAAGCGUAAAAUAACAGCUAUUAUAUGUAUUUUUUCGAAUUCGAUGGAUAUUUAUUUUAUAGCAAUUCGAAGCAUGAUUUAUUAUAAUAAAAAAAAAAAGAUUUUCUCAUGAGUUUAUUUUUGUAAUAAAAUGUUUUUUUAAAUUGUAUUUCCACUUCUAAAGUUAUGAAAUGUGGUUUCAAAAACAGGAAGAAUUAAAAUAAUUAAAAUGACUAAAGAAAAUUGUAAAAAACAAAUGUCAUGGUUGAUUUAUAAAUACAAACUUGGUGAUUUUACAAGACCUUUUCGAGUAUUAGGCGUUCCAUUUUCCAAAUUAAAGUGCUAUGCAAGAGGUUCGUAAUUUCAAAAAGCCAAACCAGCGGUUUUUAAUAUUAUUUUUUUCACGCUUUACUUAAUGACUGUACCUGUACCAUAAUUGAACAAUGCUGAAGAAGUUCUAUCAAUUUUCAAAUGAUUUAAGCGAUUAUUUUAAAUGAGCUACUAAUGACACCACUCUUCGCAAAAAAUAAAUGAAUUUGUGGAUGAGGCUAAAUAAAUUGUAUACAAAAUAUACUUGUUACUCAAGUGAGUUACUCUGCAAUCAUGCGGUAGGAUGAACUUGUCGAGGAUAGUUAUGUUUGAAAACUGUAUAUAUUUUUAAAUUAUUUUGUUAUAUGUAUUACUAAGUAAAUUUAGAAAGUAAAGUGUAUAUCUACAGUGUUUGAAAAGUUGGUUUGCGAUGUCUAGUGGACUGAUUCAUACAAAAUUGAGAAAAAUGUACGAAAUCAAUAUUUACAGACAUUGUGAAAUAUAUAUUUAUUGUAUAUGGUAAUUACACGGUAAUAUGGUUGGUACGGUAACAAAUUUAAUUUAUGUAGUUUUAUCAAUAUUGCAUUGAGCAAAAUGGAGCGGAUGUAUAAAAUGUUGAUUGGUCGUUCGGUGGUUAUAAUUUUUAUGCAUCUACUCUUUGUUUCUCACACUAUUUAAAACUAUACUUAAAAAUGUUCACGUUAUCACUCGAGGAAAAGUGUUCUGUAAAUAAAAAAGUAAAAAAUACAGUUAUCUUCCAUCAACAAAUCUA
Messenger RNA from Dendroctonus ponderosae (mountain pine beetle), 7258 nucleotides. RefSeq names its product Golgi-specific brefeldin A-resistance guanine nucleotide exchange factor 1 (gene garz). The record is from RefSeq and is a predicted model, not a curated record. The transcript is spliced from 8 exons. Gene Ontology annotation, molecular function: guanyl-nucleotide exchange factor activity. Bases 77 to 5926 code for a protein of 1949 amino acids. Gene Ontology annotation, biological process: regulation of ARF protein signal transduction. Lineage: Eukaryota; Metazoa; Arthropoda; Insecta; Coleoptera; Curculionidae.